Molecule: messenger RNA, 1080 nt
Organism: Opisthocomus hoazin
Lineage: Eukaryota; Metazoa; Chordata; Aves; Opisthocomiformes; Opisthocomidae
Source: RefSeq, a predicted model, not a curated record
AUGGAGUUAGCGAACACCAGAGACUUCCAGUGGAAAACCCUCGCCCCGCUGCCGAGCCGCAGGGUCUACUCCACCUUGGUGGAAGCUGGCGGGCAGGUGUUUGCCAUCGGGGGCUGCGAUGACAACGGGAUCCCCAUGGACUGCUUCGAGGUCUACUCCCCCGAGGCCGACCAGUGGACCUCGCUGCCCCCCAUGCCCACGGCCCGGGCCGGGGGGGCCGUGGCCACCUUGGGCAAGAGGAUCAUGGUGAUAGGAGGGGUCGGGGUGAAUCAGAUGCCGCUGAAGAUAGUGGAGAUGUACAACGUAGACGAGGGCAAGUGGAAGAAGAGGAACUCGCUGAGAGAGGCAGCCAUGGGCAUCUCGGUGACGGCAAAAGGCAAGGAGGGUUCGAUCCUCCCCGGGCAGGGAGGGAUGCCUGCAGGGUGAUGGGAUGGGGAGGACCUGCGGCCGCACAACUACCGGCAGCACUACGACAUGCUGAAGGACAUCUGGGUGUCGCUGGCGGCCAUGCCCACACCCAGGUACGCUGCCACGUCCUUCCUGCGAGGCACCAAGAUCUACGUGCUGGGUGGAAGGCAGUCCAAGUACGCGAUCAAUGCCUUCGAGGUCUUUGACACAGAGACCAGGUUGUGGACCAAGUUCCCCAACAUCCCCAACAAAAGAGCCUUCUCCAGCUUCGUGCCUACAGAAGACAAGCUCUUCAGCCUCGGGGGCCUGCGACAGGGACGGCUCUACCGGCAGCCCAAGUUCAUGAGGACCGUGGACAUGUUUGACAUGGAACAAGGUGGCUGGAUGAAGAUGGAGCGCUCGUUCUACCUGAAGAAGAGGCGAGCAGACUUCGUGGCUGGCUACCUGAAAGGCAGAGUUGUCGUGGCUGGGGGACUCGGAAACCAGCCCACUGUCCUGGAGUCUGCAGAGGCCUUCCACCCCGAGAAGAACAAGUGGGAGAGCCUGCCGCCCAUGCCCACCCCACGCUGCGCCUGCUCCAGCAUCGUGGUGCGGAACUGCCUGCUGGCCGUCGGCGGGGUGAGCCAGGGCCUGAGCAGUGCCGUGGAGGCUCUCUGCCUCUCUGAGUCCUAG